Trichomonas vaginalis G3 is the source of this 357-nucleotide messenger RNA. RefSeq lists its product as uncharacterized. Bases 1 to 357 code for a protein of 118 amino acids. NCBI's taxonomy places the organism in Eukaryota, Parabasalia, Trichomonadida, Trichomonadidae. The transcript has a single exon. The record is from RefSeq and is a predicted model, not a curated record.
AUGUUACCAGAAUCAAGCUUUUUUUCUGUUACUGAGCCAAAAAAUGAACAAGAACUCAGAAAAUUAGUUAAAAAGCUUGCUUUGGAUUUAAGAGCCUAUAUGGCAUAUGAAGCAGCUUCGAAGCCACUAUAUGAAAAAUAUCAAAAACAAAUAGAAGAACUACAAUUACAGGAAAAGAAUUUAAAAUCAGAAAUAAAAGCGAUUAGCAAAAGAAAUGCUGCACAAUCUUCAAAAACUGAAACAAAAAUUUCUGAAGAUGAGAUAAAAGAUUACCAAAUGCAAAUAGUUGAAAAAGAAGAGGAAUUGAGAAGCUUGUUAAAACAAAGAAAGAAACUUAUGCAAGAAUUAUCUAAAUAG